AUGGGCGAGGUAGUAACAAAAUUAAAUAUUGCCAGCAUUUUAAAAUGUGUGAUAGAAGAGAUAAAGCCCGAUAACAUAAUUAAUGGCUUCAAAACGUGUGGCUUGUACCCUUUCGAUGAAAAUGCUAUAAAUUACACCAAAUGUCUAGCAACAAAUAAUAAGGAAGAAGAAGAGUCCAAAGAAGAAAAUAAAAUGAUAUCUCUUAAAGACUUUGAAAGUAUAAUAGGUGAUUUUUCAAAUAUAGAAAUACAGUCUCCAAUAAAUACAACAACCAAUGUAAAUCUGAGCAACGAAGAUAAUGUGACAACAGUAAAACUCACCACGACUCCUACAAAAAAUAUUGACUUAUAUUUAUCUACACCAUCUACAACAAAAGAUAAGCCUCACUUUAACAAAUCAAUCAAUAAAUACUUACAAAAUCUGCCAGUAAAUAAAAGAAAAUUUAUCAGGAAGACAGAAAAGAACCCUUAUGUAAUAACUUCCGAAAAUUUUAGAGCAUCUAUUGAAAGAAGAGAAAUAGAGAAACAACAAAAAGAGAAUGAAACAAUUGAAAGGAAAAGAAAAAGAGAUUAG
Molecule: messenger RNA, 573 nt
Organism: Parnassius apollo (apollo)
Lineage: Eukaryota; Metazoa; Arthropoda; Insecta; Lepidoptera; Papilionidae
Source: the annotation of a GenBank genome assembly